This is a messenger RNA of Cavenderia fasciculata, 2184 nucleotides long. It is a transcript of the gene rexo1, whose product is annotated as RNA exonuclease 1. Lineage: Eukaryota; Evosea; Eumycetozoa; Acytosteliales; Cavenderiaceae. Bases 1 to 2184 code for a protein of 727 amino acids. Gene Ontology annotation, molecular function: nucleic acid binding; exonuclease activity. The transcript is spliced from 4 exons. Gene Ontology annotation, cellular component: nucleus. The record is from RefSeq and is a predicted model, not a curated record.
AUGAUAGAGAUUGAUAACAAUGGAGAACAACAAAUAAAACAAGAUGAGUUGACCAAUGUUGUAAAAGAAAACAAUAAGGGAAAAGAUCAAGAAGAUGCUGCUGACGACACACAACAACAACAAAGCGACAAUAGCAGCAAUAUGGAAGAAAAUCAAUCGAGUACUACGCCAAACCACAAUAAAAAAAAGAAAAGAAAAAAAGUUCAGCAACAAAGUACAGCAACAAUUAAACCUACAAGUAUAAAUAAUCAUAGUAGUAGUGGUGGUCAUAUGAAUAAUAGAUUUGGAUCACUAGAUGAUGACGAUUUAAUCGAUGAUGAAAUGACUUUAAGUGAUAAAUUAAAGAAGAAAAAGAAAAGAAAAGGUACAACUACAACAACAACAACAACUACAACAGCAACGACAUCAAAUUCAAGUGGUUCAGUUAGCCAAUCACAAAUAUUGAAUCUAGUAAAUAAUAAUAGUAAUGAUGUAUUUGAAGAGAUCUAUGGUAAACAUGCAAAGGUUGAAAUUGAAUUAUUAAAACAAAAAAGAAAUAGUGGAUGUUCAGUUAGAGAUUUACAACAUUACUUGCUUUGGUUGUUAUCAGAUUUCCAAUUACCAUUACCUGCAUGGGUAUUUACAAAGAAUAAACCACUCUUACAAAAGGUGGUUCUCAUUACAUUGCCAGGUCUCAAUUAUAUGAUGUUUGAAAAGGCAACUUUACUCACUGGAAAACCAUGGUUCCAGUCAUUCCUUACACAACGCAUGUUAUUCAAUGUUCCUUCAAACUCUAUCAUGACGCCUCCUGGAUCUUCCAUUUACGCGAAUCUACUUCAAAUCAAAUCAACCACUAAAUCAAAUCACAAAAACGCUGCUCAAAAAGGUCCCAUCGUACAUGUUUCUGCCUAUGUACUAACCGACGAAGAAUUAAUAGAAAAUGGUUAUCCAAUGCCAAAUCUUUAUUUUGACAAAGAAGGAUGGUCAACACCAAAUAGAGAUGGAAGUGGACAUGAAUUAUUAUCAAUAGAUUGUGAAAUGUGUAGAACAAAUGAAGGAUUAGAAUUGGCAAGAAUUAGUAUUGUAAAUGAAAGUAAAACAGUUUUAAUGGAUGAAUAUGUAAAACCAGAUAAUGAAAUUAUCGAUUAUUUGACUGUAUACAGUGGCAUUACAAGCGAGACUUUAAAAAAUGUCAAAACGAAAUUGGCAGAUAUUCAAACCAAGAUGUUGGCACUUGUAAGCAAGUCCACCAUUCUUAUGGGCCACUCGCUCGAGAAUGACUUUAAAGCAUUGCGAUUUGCACAUGGUCGUGUUAUUGACACUGCCGUGCUCUACCCAACCGGGUCAACCAACAAAUUCCCACUCCGUUAUCUCACCAAAAAAUACUUGAACCGAGUCAUCCAAAACAAUGGAGGAGGCGGACACAACUCGACCGAAGAUGCCAUUGCAGUGAUGGAUUUGGUCAAGCUCAAGGUGGCAAGAGGCAAGUCUUUUGGUACAAAGGCUGAAAAAUUUGAAAACCUCUUUGACAAGUUGGUGCAAUACAAGAAAAAGGCUACAUUGGUCGACACGAUGGAUGAAAUAGCCGCCCACGCAACUCCAUCAGUUUCUGCAUUCAAGUGUGCCAAUGACGAGGAAAUGGUCGAAAGAAUGAUCAAGCAGGUCAAAGGUCCAAGUGAUUUUAUUUGCUCUAGAAUCUAUCAACUUUCUCAUUAUUAUAAAUCAAUCGAUCAACAUAAACCAACCACAAACAACAAAAAUCAUACCACAAAAGAAGAAAAAGAAGAGGAAGAGGAAGAAAAAGAAAAAGAAACUUUAACUUCUACCACUACUACUACCACUUCAACAACAUUAUCAGUAUCAUCUGAUGAUAGUCCACAAGAACAAAAUGGUGCAGAUGAAACACAACAACAACCAAUUAAAAAUAUUACUCCAAUAGUAGUCGAUGAAAGUAUAGUCAAAGAGUUGGAUUCAUGGGGUGGAAUGCCAGUCGAUCAGAAAUUGUAUGAUUUAUUGGAUUCAGUAAACGAAAAGAUCAAAAAGAUUUGGGAUAAUAUGACACCAAAUUCAAUGAUGAUUUUGGCUUGUGGACCUGGUCCAUACAAUGACAUUAAUCGAUUUAGAGGUGUUGCAGGAAAGGAAUCUGAAUAUGUUUUAUCAUUAUCAGGUUCAAAGGAGGGAUUUUUAUUUUUGGGUGUAAAAUAA